UAACCUGCGACCACUGCACUGACAAAUGUUGCUACUUUUACCGGUGACGGGUUACCCUAGCUACUCGGCUCCAUAUUUCCCUGUAAACUCCAAGGUUGACUCUGUGCGUGAGAACCCAGGAAGGCUGGGGCAGCUGCCCGUUUCCAAGAUUUCCCCAGGUGGCUGCAAACGUGAAGACCAGAAUCUGCCCCUCUCAGCACAGGUGCACUCCGAGGAUUUACCAGUCCUUCACGGGGGGGCCAGCUGAGUUUAUACUGAAGCAUGCAGGAGAACGACCCUGAGCAGCCACCGUCACUGGCUCAGCUCCUAAGAGAGAGCUACCUGGCAGAAGCCAGAGCCCAGCAGCGCCACAGCGAGAUGAGCCGCUCAGACGCUUCGUCCACACGCCUUCAGAUCUACGGGUCCCUCAAAGGCAAGGCUGAGGACUCUGUGGGCUGUAAUGACCCCAAACUGCCAGACCUCUCCGCCUUCCUCAGCCAGGAAGAGUUGGAUAAGAGUGUGAACCUGGCCUGCCAGGCCAUCGGACAUGAGCAUCCUGAGGAGAGGGCAGAGGUCAAGGCUUCUGUCACACCGUUAACCCCCUCCAACAUCUCCUCAGUCUCAGUAUCUUCCUCUACAAUCCCUUCUGUUCCCUUCCCAAACCCAUCUCCUGCUCCUCUUGCUGCCCCCUCCACUGUGCCCUUCACCCAGCCUGCCCCUGUGUUCAAAGAACUGCCAGCGACACACACAAUCACAUCAGACAGAAAGAUGCUUAAAGCCUCCACGGGGCAGGACAACAUGACCAGGAACAGCAGGGACUCCGGUGAAGGAUUCAACGACUUCAACACAUCAUCGAGGAACGCGCCAUACGGUCCGGAGACCCAGUCCAAGAAGGAGUUUCUCAACAAGGCAGCGGACUUCAUCGAGGAGCUCUCCUCUCUAUUCAAGGCCAACAGCUCCAAACGGGCACGACCAAGAGGGGGCAAGUCACACAGGAGUAGGGGUCAGAACAAGAGCCAGAACGAAGGGACGGUUGAUCCCCUCGGCUCUGAUAACAGGGAGCGUGCUCUCAUGCCCGUGGAAGUGGAGGAGGAGGAGAGACCCAGUCCUGCUGUGAGCCAACCACCAGAGGUCCAACUGGACCCUGGUACCGGGCAUGCGGAGCUUCAGGACUGCAGGGUCACUGAGGAGCAGCAGUACCACUGUGUUUCUCAGGAGGUACAGGAGGAGGAGACAGAAACCUGUGCCUUGACAGAAACACCCUUCUCUGCAGAGCCCACGUGUGAACCUCCUCAUUUCAUCCAGAAACUGAAAAGCAGGGAGGUUGCAGAGGGAAGCAAGGUUCAGUUAGACUGCAUCGUAAGAGGACUCCCGAUGCCUGAAGUCCGGUGGUUUUGUGAGGGCAAGGAGUUGGAGAACAGCCCCGACAUUCAGAUCCUCACCGACGGAGAGCUGCACUCUCUGAUCAUCGCUGAGGCCUUCGAGGAGGAUACAGGACGUUACUCCUGCUUUGCGUCUAACUUCUAUGGUACUGACUCCACGUCGGCAGAGAUCUACGUCGAAGGUACUUCCUCUUCAGAUUCUGAGGGGGAGCAGCAACUUGAACAUGUAGACCAGCUGCAGAACAAAACCGAAACGUCAUCUGCAACUUUACCAUCAUCAUUGGGCCAAACGGUUUCUGUAGAGGAGGAAGAGUUUGAGACACCUGAACUUGCAGCAGCCACAGAGGAACCAACAGAGGAGCUCUCCUCACCACCAACUCAUCAACCUCCUCUACUGGUCCAGACAACAACCACAGUGCUUUCUGUCCCAGAGCUCUCCAAAGCGUCUGUGGCAUCCUCAGCGCAGCCUGCUCAGGAGGAGACGACCACAGUGUUACCUGUCCAGGUGUUUCCUACUUUGACUCAAGAGGUCACAGAAGGUUCAGGAGACCAGGAGGCGUCAGCGUCUGUCCCAGUCACAUCCACAACCCAGCAGCCAGAGACCGUCUCAUCCCUGCCUCUGAUCCCAGUGGCUCCAUCAGUGCAUCCUGUCCAGGCAGCUCCAACUCAGACACAACAACCUGAGUGUCAAACCUCCAACCUCAACUAUCUACAAGGAUUAAACGGGCAAGCUGUGAUGGCUGCCCCUGUAUUCACAAAGAGCCUGCAAGACCUCUUUGUGUCAGAAGGCCAGCUGGUGGUGCUAGAGUGCCAUGUGAAAGGGACACCGUCACCCCGAGUGGACUGGUACAGAGAGUGCAAACCCAUAGAGGACUCCCCUGCUUUCAGGAUCCUGCAGAAAAAGCCGAGAUCUCCAGCUGAACCAGAGGAAGUAUGCACUUUGGUCAUUGCUGAAGUCUUUCCGGAAGAUUCAGGAGUGUUCACUUGUACAGCAAGCAACAAGUAUGGAACCGUGUCCAGUUCUGCAGCGCUGAGGGUCAGAGGCAAUGGUAGGAACAGCAACCAGGUGAGGCCUGUCAGCCGUUUAACAGUGGAUCCCAGUCGAAUCCAAGAGCCUUCCCCAUCAGCUCCCAGUGUCAACCCUCAACCAGAGGUGACCAACAGCAUCAAGCCCCACUCCAGCACCAUUCGCCUGGACCCACUCGUCUCCAGCACGUUACGCCUUGAUCCCUUAAACACCAGCACCUUUCGCCUGGAUCCCCAGAGCUCCAGCAUGUUGCGUCCGGACCCAUUUCGCACCAGCCUGCCCAGUCUGGAACCCUCCAGCCUGAGCAGCAGCAUCAGCACCUCCUACCUGAACUCUCACAGCAGCAGCACCCCAAACUUAGAUCCUCUCCACCUCUACCAGAACACUCCCAUAUCCAGUGGAGCACAUCCAGAACCACAGAGCGGUGCACAGGUGUUCUCACACCUGAAACCUUUCAGUGCUGCAACUCCAGCUGAGCAGGAAGUCUCCCGACCUUGGCUGACAUCGUCUGACACAGGUGCUAAAGUUAAGGGGACUCCAAACCAUCAGAAUGGGAGCCCCGUUGUGGUCCCCCUCCCCGACCCUCCUCCGAACUCCUGCCUUAAGUCGGGCACCUUGACGAACCAUAGAGACUCGCGCUCCGGCUCCAGAGUCGGUCGGCAUGUGCACUUCAGACUGCCCGAGGAUGAGGAGGAAGAGCAAAGCGAAGCAUCCACUGAGUGUGAUGAAGAUGACGCUCUGGCUUCAGCCAACAAAGGACCCCCCCCGGUGCGGGCUAAACCCAAACUGGAACCCGCCCAGCUCCGGCUUCUGCACAACCAAGUCCUCAUGGAGCAGCAGCAGGAGACCGAACCCCCGAGCCAAACCCCAACCCACGCUCAGCCUCAGUCCCACCCCCCCUUCCAGAGCCAGGUCGAGCCCGACGUCCCAAGUUCCCACGAUGCUCCGCUGUGGUCACCCAGAAUGCAUCACGAACCCCAUCCACCAUCUUUCCAGCCCCAACUUACGACCACAGCUCCCCCUCAGCAGACCCCUAACGCUCCCUCACUGACCUCUGCUCCACAGCUCAACACCACCUUUUCACCUCUUUUCAACACUGCUCCUCCUUUCAGCUCCCCUCCAUCUUUCCCUCAGCUGAAGAUGUCUACACUGGUGACGUCACCUCCACCUCCCCCACAGCUGAACACAGCUCCUCCUCUCAGUGCAGCUACUAUAACCCAGAUGAACACCAUCCACGCCUCCCACCUCAACCUGUCCGCUGCAGCUCUCGCCAAACAUACACCCACGUUCCAGUUCUCCUCUCCCCCCGCACCGAAGCUCAGCACGGUGCCCACAGGUCCGACUCUGGCCUCCCAGCAGAUCAUCUCCCCCACGCCUCUGCUUAGAAGCACCCACGCCUCCCUCAUGAACCUCACCGCCACCUCCUUCACCUUCAACUACACCCGGCCUAAAGAGUUCAUCGCUGCUCAGACCUUCUCACCAGUGAGGAGUCCUUCCCCAACCGAAUCCCCGGUGCCCCUCCUCCAUGAGCUGGCCGCUGAGCUCAACUCCUCCGCAGCCAGCUCCCCAACUCUCCCGCCAUUUUCCCCACUACCUAGGAUCUUCCCCACGAGGGUGCUGAAGUCUCCCACCAGCCCUCCUUCCCUCGUGUCCUCGCCCACACCGGGAUCAGCGCAGUUCCCCAACAGCUUGUUCUCCCUACGAGCCCAGUCGCCCCUUCAGGCCUCUUCUCCCACUUCCAGCAGCUCCACCCCCAGCCCAAUCCAAAACCCUGUGGCCUUCCUCAGCUCCGUCCUGCCGUCGCUGAGCCUGGGUCAGCCCAGAAACUCAAUGGGACUGCCCAAGGGAGCUCCGACGGGGCUACAAAAGAAGGUACCCAAGGUGCAACUGCCAUCAAAUGAAGACAUUCGUGGGAGCAGAGAAAUUCUCCUCCAAGACAUCGAGAGAAAGCUUCGAUUUAAAGAUGAUACUCCACAGUUUGCACAUCAACAGAAGCUGAGUAAUGAGGGGAAAACAGCGAGCAGACCCCUUGGACCAAAAAUUCCUGCUACUGUCUUUAACUAUGAUGAGGAGUACAAAGUGUCCAGAUUUGAGCAGAGACUAAUGAGCGAGAUUGAAUUCCGCUUGGAGCGAACGCCAGUGGAGGAGUCGGAUGAUGAGGUGCAGCACGACGACGUUCCGACGGGAAAAUGCAUCGCGCCAAUAAUUGACAAGAAACUUAAGAACUUCAAGGCCAUGGAGGACGUGCCUGUCACUUUCUCAUGUAAAGUUGUGGGAAUCCCUCUUCCAAAGGUUUACUGGUUCAAGGAUGGCAAGCAGAUCUUAAGGAAAAACGUCCAUUACAAGAAGAUAAGAGAGGGGGACGGGACCUGCGCUUUACACAUCGAGUCCACGAUCAGCGACGAUGAUGGCAACUACACCAUCAUGGCAGCUAAUCCACAGGGACGAAUCAGCUGCUCGGGUCAUUUGAUCGUCCAAACGGGACCUCCCCGCAACCAACUGACCCCGAUUCACUCUCAGAGGGUACGAGCUCGCAUACAACAAGUUGAAGGUGAGCAAACGCAGGAGCGCUUUUUUCGCCCUCACUUCCUCCAGGCUCCAGGAGACAUGCUGGCUCACGAGGGGAGACUGUGCAGAUUAGACUGUAAGGUGAGUGGGCUGCCCAACCCAGAGCUGAUGUGGCUGGUCAACGGGAGGCCGAUCUAUCCGGACCUUUACCACAAGCUGCUGGUGCGGGAGAAUGGCAUCCACUCCCUGGUCAUUGACCCUCUGACGCAGAAUGACGGUGGCACAUACACAUGCAUAGCGAGCAACAAAGCAGGGCAGAGCUCCUUUAGUCUAGAACUGAAUGUUGUGGAGAAAGAGACGAAGCUCCCUCCUCAGUUUGUGGAGAAGCUGCAGAACAUGGGUAUUCCUCAGGGGACUCCCGUCAGGCUGGAGUGUCGGGUGGUGGGUAUGCCCCCACCGGCCAUCUUCUGGAAGAAAGACAAUGACACCAUUCCUAGAACUAGGGACAGAAUCAGCAUGACCCAGGAUGCCACAGGAUAUGUGUGUCUCCUCAUCCAACCAACAACUAAAGAUGAUGCCGGCUGGUACACAGUGUCGGCAAAAAACGAGGCUGGAAUUGUGUCUUGCACCUGCAGACUUGAUAUCUAUGCACAGUGGCAUCAGAGCAUCCCCGCCCCCAUGAAGAAAGCUCCGCGCACAGGCAGCCGCUACGCCGCUCUGACCGACCAGGGGCUCGACAUCAAGUCUGCUUUCCCCACGUCGGACAACAGCCCCUUCCUGUUCUCCAGCUCCCCUCCCGAAACCAUGCUGGAGAGUGAGGAGCUGUGAGCGACACACCGGCCCGGGGACUCUGAGGCGUCCCGGCAGGAUGUGUGACCUCCUUGAGGUCGGAAAACAGUAGAAGACUUUAAGGGGAUUGAUUGCUUGAGCAGAUUGUCAUGUGAUUUGUGUUUUUUGCACAUGAAGUGAAGUACAUUCAGAAUAGAAUGGCAAAGAAUUAUUGCGUUAAACCUAUCAGCACUGAUAGUGGCUUUGUCACCAUUCCUAUUUACUGAAGUCACAUGCAGAAAAAUGACGGAUUUGCAAAGUCUUAGCUCAUGAGCCAUCAGUGGAGUUGAAUAUUGUUCUCUCACGUUUUGUUUUCUACAUCAUAUUUAACUACAGUGCUGCGGUUGUUGCUGAAUGUUGAGCAUAACAUUUGUUCUUAUUAGUUAGUCCUCUUCUCAAAGUGGCGUUAACACCACUUUUGUUUUAUUUUAUUGCAAAUCACAUGUACAGUGGCUUCUGACAGUAUUCACACCCCUUCACUUUUUGCACUUUGUUUUAUUUGUCUUUUAAAUGGAUACAUUUGAUGUUGAUAACCAUUGAUCUUCACUUAAAACCCAUAAUGACAAAGAGAAAAUAUAUUUUUAGAAACUUUUACAACUUUAUAAAAAAAGAAAAAAAAAAAAGGAAAAUUAAAACCAUUUGGGAGCAGUUACAGUUUCCAGUGAUCUUGGGCACGUCCAGCUUUACAUGCCUGGAUUUAGGCAGUUGAUCCCAUUAUUACUGGCUGAUUCUCUCAAGCUCAGAUUUAAUAGGACGUGUCUAUGAGCUGCCACCUUCAAGUCUCUCCACAGAUGUUCUAUGGGCGGAAGUCUGAGCUCUAGCUGGACGAGAUGAGACGAGAGAGAAAUGCUUCCCCAGAAUUUUCUUGGCUGCUUUGGGUCACUGUCGUGCUGAAAGGUGAAACAUCACCACGGUCUCACAUUGUCCUCCCCUUAAACAAGGGGUGGCUGUGGUCCAGGAGGUAGAGCAGGUUUGAUCGACCCACUAACCAGACGGUUGGUGGCUCGAUCCCCCCCUGGCUCCUCCAUUCGGCAAACUGAAGUGUCUUUGGACCAGAUUCUAAACCCCAAACUGAAGAUACUGAACCGCAAAUUUGCCCUGACAACUUUGCUGGUAGUGUGUGAAUGGUGUGUGGUAGAAAAAGUGCAGCAUAUAGUAGCGCUGUAUGAAUGCAUGUGUGGCUUGUACUGUAAAGUGCUUUGAGCGGUUGAUAAGACUAGAAAAGCUCUCUAUAUAUUUUUAUAUAUAUACAGACCAUUUACAAUUUCAAAUUCUGACCAGUCUCUCUGUCUCCGCUGCUGAGAAGCCCAGACACAUAGCAUGAUGCUGCCACCACCACCAUCCUGCACCAUAGGGAUGGUAUCAACCAGGUGAUGAGCAGGGACUGGUGUUCAAACGUAGUGUUUGGAUUUCUGCUCAAAUUAUUUGUGUCUCAUCAGACAGAGAACAUUUAAAAGCAGCUUAGCAAACUUAAAGCAGGCCGUCGAAUGCCUCUUAAUCCAAUGUGCUGUACCAUAAGAGCCUGAUUGAUGGAGUGCUGCAUAGAGCUGCAAAAUGAAAUGGGUCUGAAUACCUUCUGAAGCCAUUGAACCUGUACUGGUAGUUCUAGUUUCUUUGAAGGUUUAUAUAGAGUAGUCAUAAGUUAUUGUUUAUUAAUAAUCAGAUAUAGUUUAAAGCGUAUUUUAACAGACAUUUGAAUGUGCCAUUAAGAUCAGUUUAAAUGGCUCCAUUAAAGGAGGAAUUCUGUCUAUACUGAACUAAAUUAUUUAUUUUUUGUUGGUCACAGGUUCACAGAUUUGCACCAUGUUUUUCAUGUGCAUGCCAACACACAGUAUUGUAUAACAAAUAGAAACACUGUGUCUGCUCACAGUCAUGAUACUAGUAUGCUGUUAGGAGAGUCUAAUUCUUGGUUUGUAGUUGAAACACUGAAACACUUUAUUUUAUUUUUUUGUCUCCGUAACUGCAUCAACACUUAUGAGAUGUAUCGUCAGAGAAAGUUUGGUUUGGGAUAAAGACAGGGCUUUGCUUUGCUUUCGCAUAUGACAGCAAAAGGUCAAAUGUAUUUGAUGGACUAUGAUUGAAUAAAUUAAAGUCAGUUUAAAAACACACUGGAGAAAGGAAAAAAAAAAAGAACAUAUUCACCUGAUGUAAAGUUGCACAUUGUAAAAUAGUUUUGUCCUUCCUCAGAAUAAAGUUCUAUUUAUUAAUGUGAGUGACAUGUUUGCUUUGCUGGAACAAGUGGUUUUGUUUGCACGCUGCACUGACAGCAUGUCAAUUCAUUCUGCACCAUUUUCACUGCUCCUGACGUUUAUCUUACUUCACACAUGAAAAUAAUGAGUUUCCAGAGUAUCAGGCCAUUUAAACUCAUCUGGCAUCAUAGAGGUCCUGUUUUCACUGAUCAGAUUCCUAUUAGCUUAAACUGAUGCCCACUUCAAAACAAGUGGGAGGGCUCAGAAGCCAAUUAAGUGUUGCUAAUCAGUCCAAUUAGAGGGGAAGAGAGUUCAAAUAGGCAUAAAAUUACAUUCACCUUACGUGACCUAAUUAUACUCCCAGCCUCGUCUCACCAGCUGCCAGACCUACUUGUUAACUGGUGCUGUGUUAAGUAGAAAAUAUCUGUGGAGGAAAUAUCCAGUGUUGUGGAAAAUGUUUCAAAUAAUGUUUUAUACUUUACGUUUGCUCAAUUUGUUUCUUGCAGUUUUAACACAAUAAAAGAAACUGUCGUUGAA
Molecule: messenger RNA, 8450 nt
Organism: Hippoglossus stenolepis (Pacific halibut)
Lineage: Eukaryota; Metazoa; Chordata; Actinopteri; Pleuronectiformes; Pleuronectidae
Gene: mypn
Product: myopalladin
Exons: 21
Coding region: 262-5724 (1820 amino acids)
Source: RefSeq, a predicted model, not a curated record